This is a messenger RNA of Cylas formicarius (sweet potato weevil), 1760 nucleotides long. Its product is annotated as odorant receptor 30a-like. Lineage: Eukaryota; Metazoa; Arthropoda; Insecta; Coleoptera; Brentidae. Gene Ontology annotation, biological process: sensory perception of smell; detection of chemical stimulus involved in sensory perception of smell. Gene Ontology annotation, molecular function: odorant binding; olfactory receptor activity. The transcript is spliced from 7 exons. Gene Ontology annotation, cellular component: plasma membrane. The coding region runs from base 1 to 1158 and encodes 385 amino acids. The record is from RefSeq and is a predicted model, not a curated record.
AUGGAGGUGGACAACUAUUUCACGCACGUCAGGAGGCUGAUGAUGGUCAUCGGGAUCUGGAAAGUCGACAGUCCGGACAUCUCCAUUUUCCGGAAACGUAUCUACCAAGCGUACUCGGUGUGUUUCCAAUUAUUCUGUUAUUCGGCUGCAUUUUCGCUACUCGCAGAAAUACCGUCGUUGGUCAACUCCGACCUGGCGUCUGCGGUGGACAACGCGAACAGGUUCAUCAUGUACGCGUCGCACAUUAUCAUCAAAAUGAUCGCGUGGCAAUCUAAACGCAUGGUCGACCUGCUUGGAAUUCUCUUGCAGCAAAAUCAGUAUAUGCAGGAGGCAUCCCGCAAGGAUCUCCACAUACGCCGAUUGUAUCUAAGGCACGCUAGGUUCAACUACAAAAUUAUGUUCAUCCUGUUCGGCUCUGGAACUGUCAUAACAGUUAGCCUUCCUAUUGCUGGGUUGAUGGAAAUUUAUAAAUUCAUGCAAUCGCCGGAGAGCGUUAACGCCACAGAAAAGCCGCUACCCAACAGGUACUGGUACCCUUUUGACCGAAACAAACACUACGUUGUCGCCUUGGUGGACCAAAGUAUCAGACCGACGCUUAGUUGUUUGUGCGCGAGUGUGACGAGCGCGUCUCUGAACUCACUCGCCAUAUUCGUGAGGGCUCAGUUAAAACUGUUGCAAUACCGUUUCCAGCACUUUCAUCAGCGGGAAGAAGAAGCUUUCGCCGCUCUGAAGCGGUUGUGCGUCAGACAUCAACGUUUGAUAGAAUGCACCGUCGAGUUCAGCGAAUCGCUCAAAUACAUAGUGAUGAUAGAUUAUACAGUUUGCUCGGCUACAUUCGCGCUGGUGAUCCUCCAGAUCACAGCGGGCGAAGACGUAAUAACUAGUCUGGCCGUAUUAUCUUUCAUCACGCUUCAAUUGAUCGCGUUUUCCUGGAACUGUAACGAAAUCAUACUGCAGAGCAAGGAAAUGACGAACGCACUGUUCGAAAGUCACUGGUACGAUCAGGAUCAGGCUACGAAAGUGCUGGUCCACAUAAUGAUGAUGCGAUGUCAGAGGCCUCUGAGCGUGCACAUCGGUUGGAUGGGGGUGAUGGAUCUGGAAGCCGGAAUGUCGAGGCUGAAGCUGGGUUAUUCCUACACCUCUAUCAUGAAGAACUAAUUCUAGUGUCAUUCGGCUGUAAACAAACAAAUAUACUGCGGAUAUUGAGGGUGGACAAUUAUAUAUAUUCCAAUAGUAAACAAUUAACAUACUGCCGUUUGAAAUUUAGAAUUUUUUAAAACAGCAGGUACUCCAUCAAUGUAGAAGAAUUGCCUCGUUUUCCUCCAUCUAUCCAUUGGAGUACUUUAUUUUUCGAAACCCUCUCUUCCCAGGAUAUCCUUCGUCCAGGGAAUCUUGAAAAAAAAAAAACACCCCUUUUGUCUGCUCUCUGUUCUCCUAAGUCUGUUCUCUAUAAUGGACACCUGAAAGUUUUCGAAACGCGAUAACAUUCAAAAGUUUGGAAGAACGAGAUCAAAUUUUCAACCGUUCUAAUACUGGGCGAUGCGCAGUGGCAUUCAAAAUAUGGGGGCGAUUCGACAUCCGCACUCAAUUUUUUCGCGGAAAAUCACAGUGAAACGACGUGUCGGAAAUUUCGAGUAGCUAGAUGGAACCUAUUUAGGAUAGGCUGGAUUGAAACUUCCGAAGUAUUUUGCUUUAAAUUUUUGAAUUUUUUUUUUCGCUACCGAAAAAACGCAAUUUUCCAGAAUAUGGAGGAGGUUUGG